Spodoptera littoralis (African cotton leafworm) is the source of this 6855-nucleotide messenger RNA. The record is from the annotation of a GenBank genome assembly. Lineage: Eukaryota; Metazoa; Arthropoda; Insecta; Lepidoptera; Noctuidae.
UGACAGAUGAGAUGAAAGUUGAUUUCAAUAUAUUUUGAGGUUAUAGACGAGGCGAAUCUCGAUCUAAUAUGAACGUAUUUACUCAACUAAUUAGCGAAUGAUUAAACGAAAUGAUUUAACCGUUCUAAAAUGAACGCCCUAUUGAUAUUAUUUUUGAUAUUUGUAGUUAUUUACUCUUGUGUUUCAUGGCUCUUACCCACGUUACUGGCAUGGCUGUUCAUGAGAAAAUACCAUAUAAAGUUGAAAAUUGGUAGAAUCGCUGUGCCAAAGUUGAUACUCAAAGAUGUAAGCCUAUCCAAAGAUAGGUAUUCCAUACAUAUAGACGAAAUCUCAUUUCAAAGUAGUUGUUUCAACUCUGAUAUAAACAAACUAGUAUCAGUUGUCAUCCGAGGAGUGGAAGUAACUAACAAUGUGGAGGAAAAAAAGAAUGUUGUUGUGGAGACGAUCCUUAAACCGUUACUGUCGAAGCAGAACUCUGCCGCAAGAUCCGAUGGUUACGAGGAGAUGGCGGACAUUGAUAAUCUUGAGAGUAACCUGAAUAGGUUAGCUAAUAAGAAGCUAUUGGAUUUUAGGGACAAGAAACUACCACCGAGUUUAAUUAUGUUUGCUCAGUUCAUGGGGGUACAUAUAUUCAAUGCAUCCGCAACUAUACACAGUGGCACAGUAGACAACCCUUGGUCUUUAACUCUUACUGCUGCCGAAGUUCACGCAGAUGGCGCUGCGGGCGGGCCUGCGCGUGCGCUGGUGUUCUCUACGAAGUUGGUAGAGGCUAAAGCGAAGGUGGUGGGGAAGGGGGAGUGUUUGGGGGAAGCUAUGUGCUGUCUGGUGAUUGAGGGAACUGUGAAGGCUGAUGGCCCUUUGAAUGUAGAGAAAAUCCACGUAAUAAUCAGUAACACGUCAGUGACAUUCAAGGAUGAGUUGUACCAAUUCUUGAAGAGCCAGAAGAAGCGCCGGCGCACCAGGGUGUUACAAGUAAAUGAUGAGGAUCAUCUCUCCACUAUCAUUCCGAGAUUCUCACCUGUUAUACCAAAGAUUUUCAGUUUAAAGAUAGACACAACAAGAGUAAGUUGCAAAGACAAAACUGUAAAUACAAACUUCGAGAUGUCUUUGCAGAGCUUACAAGUAAACUCCAGAUUCAGUGCCGCAUUAGUCCACUACGAUGAGAGUGACGUGGAAGUGAGCGGUCUGCCGCAGGUGUACGUGGCGUUCCAGAUGGAACAGUACCAGCUCGUUGCGGACGGAUUACCUUUAGCUGUUCUUAAUAAGCUCAAACUGGAUGCAAAGUUGGAGAAAGGAGUAUUAAAUCUAUAUAUAAUAAUAAGUACGCUGAACAUUAGUUAUAGUCACAUAGACGCAUUUAAAUGGUACAAAUCUGUCAAAGACAAAAUAAGGAAAGCGCAGCCUUUGCAAAUUAUGGAAGUGGAAUCUCCUUCCCCCUCCCCCCCAAUAUGGCUAUCCCGCAUAUUCUCGUCGUGCAUAGUACAGGGGUGCGCGGAGUUGCGUGCAGUGUCCGUGCACGCUCGACUGACCAAUCACAACGCACUCGGCUUCGGAUGCAGUGGCGUCAAGGUCAAACUCGACCAGCUGUUGGAGACUAGAGAAGAAUGGUACCGUUGUUCAGUAGCCCGCCAGGCGGUGGGAGGUAACCAAUGGGGAGCGGAGUUACUGGUGGAUGGGGGGUGGAUGGCGUGUGGACCUGCGGCACUAACUAUACGCUCCCCCCCACCGCGGAGACACCAUACUUGGGGGGAGGCGCUACUAGCUGUGGCACUCGUUAAGUGGGCCACACAUGGACCUAAUGAUUCUAAGGUGGAAGCAAUGGUAGACUGCCUUCGUCUAGAAUGGAGCCCCAUCAUAGCUCAAACCAUCAUAUCACUAGCCGACUGCCUAAACGAGUACAAGUCCUCAUCACCAAUGGUGCAGGACCUUGAAGAGGUCUCAGAAACCAGCUCCAAUAUAUCUGUGAACGUGGCCUUGUCUCAUAUCAACCUAUUCCUCAUUGUGAACGAGGAUAUGUGCCUGAUGACCAGGGUCGAUGCUGUGACCUUGGAGAAGAAUGUCAGUAAAUCUGGUGCUGUCAUCUCUGGACUGAAGGUUGUGGAUAUAGUGCCUUAUAAAGGAAACAUCCACUGUCAGCGAUCAGACGAGAUACCAUCAACAUUUUUCCACGUGAAACUAGCACGGAUAGAGUAUCUCCUCUCGAAAGAGAAGUACUCUUCACUCUUAGAUGUCCAGUUCAUAGAGAACGUGGACUUAGAAUGGAGUGCCAACUUACACCUGAAAGUCUUAACCUUCGUUAGAGCCGUGAAGGAGUUCCAGCAGGAGUUGAGAGUGAGAAGGAGUCAGGUUGUGAAAAAGAAAGGGAGAGCGCUUGAUUGGAGGGUAGCUUUUAAGGGAGAAACCAAUUUGGGACUGAUUCUGUCCAAGGAAAAUAGUAUGCUGUUUGCCACAGAUGACAUGACAAUAGCUUACGACCACGAGAUAGGCCUGUCUAUCGUAUGGAGCAAGCUGAACAUGAUUCUCAACGGAGACGAGGUCAUCAUGGUGGAAGGAUACUCCCAGGAACGAGUGGCUGAUGACCUUGAGGUCAGGGUCGAGAGGAAGGCCAACGAAGGGUUCGCGCUUACUUGGAAUAAGGUUUGGUUGGUGACAGUAGAUUCAGUCCGCGUGGUGUUUCCCUACAAGCAUCGGUUCGCGGAGGCCGUGCAGGGCGACUUCGUGUCCCUCUUCAAGUGGAUCAAGCUGGUGCACGGCAUCAAGAAGAAACCCUUCACUGUUGAUAGCCCACUGCCUAGUGAUCUGCAUAUUAAGAUUGAAGAGCUUCUGAUAGAGAUGAGCGAUGAUCCGUUCGAGGUGAAGCUGCGAGACAACUACGAGCUGUUGGAGGAUGAAUACAAGGAGAGUCAGAAACGACGCACCAUGCUCGAUGCUAAGGUACAAGAACUAUGCAAGCCCCACCUGUUUCUACCAGCGGGUAAAGUAGAAGAGCUAUACUCCGCGUUACGUCAGAAGGACGCCCAGAUCUACGUACAACGGUGUCGCGCCGCGCCCCCGCCCCGCACCCGCCUCGUCGCAUGUUGUCUGUCGAGGUUCUCACUGGUGGCACUAGCUGAUCCUACCAUACAUGGAACGCAGAAUGCGCAAGCGAGGCUCAGGGAGAUUGAUCAUGAUAGUCCAUGGCCAGAAGACGGCAUCGAGUUCACUACGCUCUGGUGUCGAAGUAUCAACAUGAGUUGCACUCAGUGGCAGUUGUUACUGAGGGACUUCCCUCAGCCCUUGCUGAGUAUGAGCGAGCUGAAGAUGUGGGGUACCCUACUGGCUGCAGAGGAACAAGCUCCACCACGUGCCGUCCGCACAGUGACGAUAGACCAGGGCGCGCCGUGGGGCGAGCAGGAGUUGGAGCGCAGCAUGAUGCCGCUCAAGUGGUACUACGACCUGUGCUGCGAGAUGGCUGAGUAUAGCUACGCGUUCGGACCCUGCUGGGAACCUGUUAUAGCUCAUUGCAACUUGUCCUUCGAUCAAGUAUCUCGUCCGUCUUUGGACCCGUCAGCACCGCUCUCGUGGUGGGACAAAGUACGUCUGCUGAUGCACGGCCGGCUGACCGUCAACUGCGCCAAGUUCACGUGUCUCCUACAUGUGUCCCUAGAUCCUUACAAUACCACGGAGGAAAUGGAGGUUACCUGGACCGACCUGGUGCUGGAUUGGACUAAUGGUAGACUAGGCUUCCUAGGCACCCUGGACGUGUACGUGCGCACGGCGAGCAAGUACGACGACUGCCGCGUGCUGCGCGUGCCCGCGCUGCGCCUGUCCGUCAAGAUGGGCUGGCAGUGCGUCGCCGACCCCCGGGACCACCACGCCGUGGCGCCCUGUGCUCCCACCAGGCUGCCCGAGUAUUCUAGUAAUCAGGAACACGACUCGUACAGAGCGUUCAGGUCUCAAGGACUGGAUCUCCACCUCAGCAUGGAGACGAAGCCUGUGGACAAAGAAGGAAACGGACCCGUACUACUGCUAUAUGGAAGUACACUCAGGUGGUUCGAGAGCCUAAAACUGAUUCUGUCAGGCAUCACCCGACCGACGCGUCGCGGACGUAUCUUCAAGAACGUGCGCCCGCGCAAGCCGCAACUAUCACGUCACUACAGAAAUGUCAGCGUGUCUGUUACGUUACACAAUUUACAGGUCUUCUACUGGUCAUCAUCAUCGCUUCAGCGUGGUAUAGAGAUGUUAGGAGUCCGAGUGACGUGUGGCUCCAAGCACCGCCUGUCCCUGGUGGCCACCAAUGAUGGACUGGUCCGCAGGCCCCGCGCCAACUGGACUACAGUCUACAUGAACUGUGACCUGAAUGACGCUGAGAUCUGGUUGAAGACCCUGGCUGCUGAUGAAAAGGAUGGUGAUGAGUACCCGGGGCUGGCGGCCCGCGUGCUGGAGAAGUGCUACUGCCUGUCAGUGCGGCGCGUGUCGUACGGGCGCGAGGCGGGCGCCUGUACGGGCGCCUGUACGGGCGCGCCGCCCACGCACCGCCUCGCUGUACACGACCUGCGCGGCGCCUGGACCAAGCUCAACAGGGACCUCGCCUUCGCACUCAUCGAUACCUAUAUUAAGACUCAGCAAUUGAAGAAGAACCUAUCAACCAAGGCUUUGAAGGAAGAAGAACAACCGAACACAUCUCCCAAACACCAGCGGGAAGUUGACGUCAUCUCACCUCCACCCCCAGUUAAUACACAAUCGAGCGGCGCGGCGGCGGGCUGCGGCGGCGGCAUGCUGGCGGCGCUGGUGGCGGAGGCGGGCGGCGCGGCGCCCGUCGUCUUCAGCGACGAGCUCUCCGGCGCCGAGGCAGACGCGCCGCCGCCCAUCGCCACGCAUCUCAGGCACGAGCUCGACGACGACAACGCGCAUACUGCGUGUCUCAUCGAGCUGGUGAACUCGCAGGUGGUGCUGAAGGGCUGCGAGACGCGCGGCUACGUGAUCCUGUGCGCGGCGCGCGCCGAGGUGCGGCAGCGCGUGCGGCGCGCGCCGGCCGCCGCGGCGUGGAGCGGCGCGCUCUCCGCCAUGCAGUACUACGCCACCGUCUCCGCCGCCGACAGGGACCAGCUACUCGAGAACAUCCAGUGGGUAUCAGUAGAGGAGAUAGAGGAGCGGUGGCAGAGCGCAGAGAUCAGUACCCUGCCCGACGUGCCCAGGCUGGUCGGUAGUGGACACUCCGCCGGGGGAGUCAUUGGGAGGACCGUGGGACCCAGCGCCGACACUGGACUCGCACAGCUCCAACGCAUAGUGUCUCGCUGCGCAUGCGAGUUCUACUACGUGUCGCACGAGGAGGCCGAGUCCGCGGGGCAGGGCGCCGGCUGGGACCAGCAACAACCGUACGACUCCUUCACGCUCAUGCACCAUGACCUCAACGUCUGCACCAACUCGCUGCAGUACGCGAUGUUACUAGAUGUAGUAAACAACGUAGUACUCCACGUCGAGCCGGAGCGGCGACGUACAUUGGAGCGGCGCGCACGUAUGAGGUUCCAACUACAACUGCAUCAGGACCAGGACCCCAGGCAACUUAUACAUAAACUGCAGACACAGGUGAGGGAGUCCCUAGCAAGACUUCGAAGACUGGAGAAGGAAUAUUACCUCAAGAACAGGUCGAUGACAGGGAACGAUCCUGCUGCCAUGGACGAACUGAAGAGUUUGGAUGAUCAGGUGAACGAGUGCAAGGAGCUGGUGUGGUCCCUGGGCGAGGAGCUGGACGCGAUGGUCCGCGCGUGGCGCGAGGCGGGCCGCGUGGCCGCGCCGGCCGUGCGCGCUGCGCAUGCGCCGCCGCACAGGUACAACGAGAUCUGCUUCAAGUCCGCGCGCUGGAGGCUCACUGACGCCGACGGACAGCUCGGGAUUGCUGAUCUGCUGCUAACUAACUUCUUGUACACAAAGACGUCUAGGUCGGAUGACUCAGUGGAACAUCAGCUGGAGGUCGGCUACGUCCGAGUUAAGAACUUGCUGCCCAACGAGCCGUUCCCAGAAGUACUAGUCCCGCAAGAGCCGUCCGGUCGUGCGCCACUAGCUCGCCGCGCGGCGCUGCGUGUGUUCUGCAGGGACCGGCCGCCAGUCGGGGGCAUUGCUGUCAAAGAACAUUUUGAAGUCAACAUCGUUCCUAUUAAGAUUGGUCUAACGAAGAAGUUCUUCAACACAAUGCUUAAGUUCUGCUUUCCUGAGCGAGACCCUGACUCGAUAGAGGAUGGUGAGGAAGAAACAGAAGGGACACUCAAAGCCGGAGCCUCCUCCUCUAGCCUCGUCUCUACCGGCUCUAAGAAGAUCAAGAAGAAGAGCAAAGAUUCCAAUUCUAACUUCUAUGUGAAGAGAGAUAAGAAGGAUAAAGAUGAUGUUGAGAAGAUGAAGGAGCGAGCAGAAAAGAACAAGCUGUUCAUCUACAUAAAGAUCCCAGAGGUACCAGUGAGGGUUUCCUACAAGGGAAGCAAGGAGAAGAACCUCGAGGAUGUAAGGGACCUACCACUGGUACUUCCUACGCUGGAGUACCACAAUGUGACGUGGACUUGGCUGGACUUGUUACUGGCUACUAAGAGUGAUACUAGACGGGUGAUAUUAUCGCAAGCUAUAAGACAGAAGCUGCAGCUGCACAGACGCGCUGCUGCGGCACCAGAGCCGCACGAGGAGGAUAAAGCCAGGUUACUGCUGGGAGAGAGGACGGUGGCGGAAAAUAAACCACAGAAGAAAAGUACUCCCAGCGUGUUCAAAUUCUCCAAAUCAUAGCGUAAGUGAAGGAUGUACUUUAUAGAGCGGCAUUUAUCUACGAACCAAACGUAUUGACUGUCGCUUGAAUGCCUAAAUGCAAUUUUGAAAUGGUUUUAAAUUACG